This is a messenger RNA of Helobdella robusta, 1266 nucleotides long. RefSeq lists its product as hypothetical. The record is from RefSeq and is a predicted model, not a curated record. NCBI's taxonomy places the organism in Eukaryota, Metazoa, Annelida, Clitellata, Rhynchobdellida, Glossiphoniidae. Gene Ontology annotation, cellular component: membrane. The transcript is spliced from 6 exons. The coding region runs from base 1 to 1266 and encodes 421 amino acids. Gene Ontology annotation, biological process: transmembrane transport; sodium-independent organic anion transport.
AUGAAAAUUUAUGAGUUCACUUUAACAAGUUCGCUGUCCAGUAUUGUCAUAAACAUUGAAAGUCUAGGCUGUAUGUGCAGCGCCAUUUUAGUAUCCUAUUUACUGACUCCAGGUCAUCACGUUCUAUUAUUUGCGGUUUGCAUGCUAGCAACUGCAUGUUGUGGUUUCUUAUAUACGUUGCCGCAUUUCGUUUUCAAAGACAAUCUGAACAAAGAUAAGAUUGCGAUGACGAAAGAUUCAGGACAAACAAAUCAACAUUACGAGACAACAAUGUGCAACGCAUCGCUCGGCGUUGUCGAAAGUUCCGUAGAUUUGUGUAUGAAUGAUCAGGAAGAAGAGACGGACGUAGGUCCAAACUAUGUGGCUCUUACGAUGUUCAUCGUGUCAGAAUUUAUGGUUGGUGCGGAUGGAGCGUGUUUAUGGACGGUUGCAAACCUUCAUACUUGCAUAAGUGUGGCGUUCUCAGCCAGAUUCCUCUCACCCGUCAUUGCUUCUGCUCUCGCCAGUAUUUUCCUAACUUUGCCGAUAAACCUGACAAUUAAGAUAAAAUGCAAUUUUUUUGUCAGAAACUUCCUUGACGCCCAACCAUCCGAGAUGGAUACGAGCUUGGUGGCUUGGUUAUCUAAUUUGUUUCAUCAUAAACACCAUUAUAGCAAUCCCUACAUUUUCUUACCUAAAAGAUUUGAAGUAGCCAACACAAAUGAAAUCAAGCUGGAUUUCAUGGACGAUCGGACAAAUAUAAAAGAAAAAUCAAAAUUUAAUGAAAAUGUCGUCAACAAUACGAAAUUAAAAAACUUUUGCCUAGCCUUCAGCAGGUUGAUGAGCAAUCCAAUUUUUUUCCUGAUGACGGUGGGAAGUUGUUUUGACACUUACUCCCUUCCUUUCUACAACUACCUGCCCAAAUACGUUGAAGUUCAUUUCCAGCUGACAGCUUCGAUGGCGAGUAUUAUUGGAGUGAUGAUUCUUUCGGUCGCUGGUGGAAUAUUUUCAUACGUUGGUGGAGUUAUAAGUGGUAGGUUCAAACCAUCUGUAGACAACGGAGUAGCCAAAAACAUGACUUUUGUGUGUGUGGCGUCUCUAGCAAAUUUAAUAGUUUUGGUAGCUCUCAUGUUUCUUCAAUGUCCCAACAGCAACUCCCCUUUACGGAUAUUCAGAACUAACAGAAAGGUUAACAAUUUGAACAACUUCCUAAGCGGAGUCCAAUUUUAUAGUUUUACAAAUUUAGCUGUAAGCUAUCUCAGUCCUCAAAUUAUCUCAAUUAUUUAA